CUCAUUCUUCCCCCAUGCUACCAGCCAAGAAGACGUGUUUAAUACCUGCCUCCUGGCGAAUAUAUCGGUGAAAAUGGGGUUCUAGGUGCUCCCACGCGUCCGCACACGCAAGUGUGCUAACAGAAGUUAAGCAUAAUGGCGUAAGUACAUUUUUGCGCAGAAAUGCGAGUAAUAUAUGUUAGAGUAAAGUGUAAUUGUGUUCUUCCGUAUGGUGCGCUAUUAAGUCCUCUGUAUGUUUUUGGGCUAUUAUGGCCCUUCUCUCUCCGUUUUUGAAGGAGCGUGGUCGGGAAAUGAGUUAGCGUCGUGUAAGAUUUGCAAUUGUGGAGUUAAAAUGAAGUUAGUAUGCGGACACUGUGAUUUGUUUAUAAUUGGAUUAAGUAGGUUACGUGUACCGUUAUGAAUUCUUAUGAUCAUGUUAAGCGACUUUCUAGUAGAAAAUGCCAUUUUAAAGUAUUCUUAAUAUUUACACUUCGCAGUUCAUUACUGACAAACUUAAGUAUAGCUCGUGACGCGCCUGUAGAAGGGCACGAUUGUGAAAGAAUGCGCCAUUGUAGUAUCUGCAAAUUUUGUCAACAAGGGUUGGACGGAAACUGGGGCGCCGACUAGUUGACUAUGCACGGGGUCGUUGAUUGUUGCCCCGGAAAUGAUUGUAGCUGUCCUUAGUUUUCAAUGUUGAUAUCGUGUUAUUGAUCUUAAAAUGGAACUGAUUUGUGCCAAUAUGGCAUUUUUACCUCCCUACGUCGCUUCGUCGACAGUGACCAUCUCUUUGAAUCGACAACUCUCGUGAAAUACUUAGUUGCCCAAUUUUAUUAUUCUUGACAGGUACAGAAAACGGACAAAUGACAACUCUAUCAGCUUGCUGGGAUGGUAAGGUUGUGUGUAGCCUCGUUUCCGGUCCGGGCUUCACAUCGCUUUGAACAUGAAGCAGACUUCUGGGGUCUUGAUGAUCGAUGUGACACUCAUAGUUCCCAAGUAGAGAAAAAGAUGAGCCCUACGGAUCCAAAUCUACAUCGGAAUUACUGGAUGAACUCGAUGAGUGGAUCAAAGAAGAUUAAUUCCUGA
Gryllus bimaculatus (two-spotted cricket) is the source of this 1062-nucleotide messenger RNA. The record is from the annotation of a GenBank genome assembly. NCBI's taxonomy places the organism in Eukaryota, Metazoa, Arthropoda, Insecta, Orthoptera, Gryllidae.